GAUGGGGUGAGAUGUGAUGAAAUGAUGGAGGGAGGGGGAUUGAGAGUGAACAAACAGAUACACAGACAGAAGAAGAGACAGAGCGAGAGAGAGAGAGCUGUUUUUUCAUCAUGGAGGUCAUCAAGGCUACACUGAUCUUUUCCAGUCUUCUUCUAACAGUUUUGGCUCAGAAGCCGGUUGUGUCCAUGGAGCCUCGCACUGCGGCCGUUAAUCAGGACGAUACGGUGAGCUUCCGGUGCCGAGUGACCAGCGGCGCUCAGCCUGUACAGCUGGAGUGGAAACGACCCAACAACCAACCACUAGCAGAUAAUGUUAAAGUCGGACCUGAUGGUUCAGUGCUGACCAUUGCUUUUGCUCGCCCCGGUAACCAGGGACAGUACCGCUGCAUAGCAACCAACGCACAAGGCAAAGGCGCCGGCAUGGCAACGCUUACUGUGAAGCAGCCUCCAAAGGUACGUGUGACCCCAGCCAGCCAAGUAAAGGUAAAAGUGGGUGGAGUCACAUCUCUGGUGUGCCAUGCCUCUGGGAAGCCCCGCCCCUCCAUUACCUGGUUUAAACAGGAUGCAGGAAGAGAGGUUGUACUGGUUUCCACGACAACGGACACCAGUGUGACAGCAAAGGUGACAGUUACAGCACCACAGGAUGGCGGGACGUUUGUGUGUCGUGCCCAGAACAAGGACGGAACAUCCGAGGAGAAGGUGGAGGUUCUGGUAGAGGGCGGAGCCAGAGAGCCCAAGGCUACUGUUCACCAGACGGACAUGGUGGCUGUUGAGGGACAGACGGUGACCAUGCACUGCCAAGCGACCGGUUUCCCCACUCCUGUUAUUACCUGGUCUAAGCUGCGUGCUCCGUUGCCAUGGCAGCACAAGGCAGAGGGAGGAACCCUGACGCUCAGUAACGUCGGACGGCAGGACUCGGGUCAAUACAUCUGUAACGCCACAAACUCAGCAGGUUUCAGUGAAGCGUAUGUGCAGAUGGAGGUGGACACUCUGCCCUACGCCACCACCAUUCCUGAUCGUGUGACUGCUCGUCGAGGCGACUCUAUGCGUGUGCAGUGCAUCGCCCAUGGCUCUCACCCAAUCACCUACCGCUGGACACGUGUGGGCGGGGCUGCGAUGUCUUCAGGGGCAAAGAUCACCAAGGAAGGCGUGCUGACGAUCGCUCAGCUCAAAGUGACUGACAGCGGGACGUACAAAUGCAUGGCCACCAAUCACGUGGGCAACAGCGAGACGUUCGUCACCGUCACCGUCAGAGGUGAGGCAGGGCGUAAAUGACUGAUCUCCUCUGACGUCGAUGACGUGAGCGCACGAGGACAGCAAUAAUCUCUGGAUACAAAUACAACAACACAGCGCACCAGCCUUUAUAAAUGACAGCAUGUAAUAACUUUUCUACUUUUACGAUUUAAUCCAAACAGCUUGUUCGUAACACGCAUCAAACACGUCACAGAGUAUUGGCUCGCUGUGUGUUUACGAUCCGAGUUACACUUUAACAUAGUAAACUGGCCAAACUGUAGAACAUUCCGGCACUUUACACUCUUUAGUGUUUAAUAAACACAUAAUAAAUUUAUCAUAUGGCCACA
Pangasianodon hypophthalmus (striped catfish) is the source of this 1579-nucleotide messenger RNA. Its product is annotated as basement membrane-specific heparan sulfate proteoglycan core protein. Gene Ontology annotation, biological process: cell-cell adhesion. The record is from RefSeq and is a predicted model, not a curated record. Gene Ontology annotation, cellular component: cell-cell junction. NCBI's taxonomy places the organism in Eukaryota, Metazoa, Chordata, Actinopteri, Siluriformes, Pangasiidae. The transcript has 9 exons. Gene Ontology annotation, molecular function: cell adhesion molecule binding. The coding region runs from base 111 to 1274 and encodes 387 amino acids.